Molecule: messenger RNA, 651 nt
Organism: Trichomonas vaginalis G3
Lineage: Eukaryota; Parabasalia; Trichomonadida; Trichomonadidae
Exons: 1
Coding region: 1-651 (216 amino acids)
Source: RefSeq, a predicted model, not a curated record
AUGAAGGUGUCUAUCACUGCGCCCGAUGGUCCACGUAUCUUCAAAAGCAAGAAGGAAUAUCCCCAUCCCAUGCUAAAAGCAUUCCAAAUAAGAAUUGCUCACCUUUUCAAAAUUCCUUAUAAGAGAGAAGACUACAGAAGCAGAAGCAAUACCAUAAAUUGGCUUCUCCAGGAUGGUAGAUGGAACCAAUAUAAACAUUUGUACCGUUACGUCGAAUUUAGAGAUCCAGAGAUCUUCUUUACUGGUCCUCUUAUGUUUGGCAAAUCUGAAGGCGGACACCGUGUUUAUGAUAAUGGAACGAUUUCAGACCUCUUCGUUCAUCCAGAUCCAACGAAAGAAGGAGGAAUCCGCCGUCGUGCUCCAAAAACAUAUAGAAAGGAGCAGGAGAAUCAUGUGGAUUCACCUAUCGAAAGUCCACAGUCUGAACCUCCAGCAACUCAAGAACGGCCAUCUGUUUUGGAUUCCUCGUCAGAUAACGAUUUCAACGAAUUCGUUAAUCCUGACGAUCAGCCAACCACUGGCUCUUCAUUUACUGAAAAUCAGCCAACCACUGGCUCUCCAAUCAUUGAAGAUCAGUUCAACACUGACUUUUCAUUCAUUGAAGAUCAGUUAUCUAAUUCUGAUCUUCAUUUCCCCGAUAACCCAUUUUAG